AUGCCGCGUGAUUCCCAGAUGCAGACGACUGGUGUAGCUCAGCAGUGUAGCAUUGGUAGCAGGAUAUCUACAGUUCGUCCAUGGAGUGCUCAACCACCGCCGACGUCGGAAACCAGAGAAGGAAAGGAAUGGGCUAAUGCGCUUCCAUUCGAGCGAAUUCCCGGGCCAAAUAUAUUUAAAAUGGUGGUAAAUUUCGCCCCUGGAGGUCGCUAUUACAAAGCAAAUCUUCCCGACCUGCAUCGGCUGCUUCGCAAGGACUACGGCGAUUUACUGCGCAUGCCAGGCCUGUUUGGAAGGAAGGACAUACUGCUGAGCUUCAGUCCGGACGAUUUCGAAAAAAUUUUCCGAUCUGAAGGGCAGUGGCCGUUUCGACCGACACUGGACAGCUUUCUGUACUAUCGGAAGGAAGUCCGGCCGGUAGUAUUCAUGGGAAUGGGAGGCUUGACAAUGGAUCAAGGUGAGUCCUGGCAAAGGUUUCGCACCAUGGUAAAUCCUGUGAUGAUGCAACCCAAGACGGUUAAGCUUUAUAUUGAUAAGGUUGAUGGAAUCGCAAGAGAGUUCAUGGAAAUUAUGAAGAAUAUUCGUGACGAAAAGAACGAGCUUCCGGCAGAUUUUGACCAAUGGCUGAACCGUUGGGCUUUAGAGACAAUUGGAAUCCUAGCCAUGGACACCAGAUUGGGCGUUCUACAGAGGACACCAUCCGAUGAGGCGGAACAUAUUGUCAAGAAUGUUCGACGGUUUUUCGAGCUAACCUAUCAACUGGACUUUCUGCCAUCAACGUGGAGAUACAUUAAGACUCGCAAGUUUAAAGAACUGAUGAACAUACUGGACGAGCUUAAUGAAUUGGUCAAGAGUAAGGUCGACGAAGCUGUCUUCAGAUUCCAUCAGAAUCCAUCACUUGAGUCCCAUCAUAAAAGUGUGCUUGAAAAACUUUUAAGCCAUAAUCGUUUCGUUGCAGUGUUGAUGGCAUUUGAUAUGUUGCUAGCAGGUGUCGAUACGACUACGUCUGGAACAACCGGGAUCCUAUACUGCUUAGCUAGAAAUCCUGAAAAACAGGAAAAACUUCGCCAAGAGCUGCGCACGAUUCUUCCCAAAAAGGAUUCCCCACUGACACCGGAAAACAUGCGAAACAUGCCAUAUCUGCGAGCCUGCAUCAAAGAGGGUCUUCGGCUUUGUCCUCCUAUAACCGGUACAGCACGGGGAGUUGGAAGAAACAUCGUCCUUCAAGGUUAUCAAAUUCCAAAAGGGACCAACGUAGCAAUGGCGGCAAUGACACUACUACAGGAGGAUAAAUAUUACGAACGGGCUAAAGAGUUUCUGCCCGAGCGAUGGCUGAAUCAGGAAAGCGUUGUUUCUUCGACUCGCAAGAACUCCCACCCGUUUGUGUAUAUUCCGUUCGGUUUCGGUCCACGAGCGUGCGUUGGCAAACGGAUGGCCAUGAUGGAGAUGGAGAUUAUACUCGCCCGAAUUACACGGCUAUUUGAGUACCGUUGGAAUUACGGCGAGUUGAGAAUCCGCGGAGCGGUUGUUAACAUUCCGGAGAAUGAGCUUAAAUUCGAAAUGCGAGAGGUUGAUGAUUGA
This is a messenger RNA of Sabethes cyaneus, 1581 nucleotides long. Its product is annotated as probable cytochrome P450 12a5, mitochondrial. The record is from RefSeq and is a predicted model, not a curated record. Gene Ontology annotation, molecular function: oxidoreductase activity, acting on paired donors, with incorporation or reduction of molecular oxygen; heme binding; iron ion binding. NCBI's taxonomy places the organism in Eukaryota, Metazoa, Arthropoda, Insecta, Diptera, Culicidae. The transcript is spliced from 9 exons. Bases 1 to 1581 code for a protein of 526 amino acids.